AUGCCCACCGUAAUCGAGCAAGACAGCCCAGCCCUCUUUGGAGGACACCCCGACGCUCGUCCUCGAGUCUCGCCACCUCUCGAGGACUCUGGCAGUCUGGGUGCUUAUCAGUCUCUAGACCUGACUCCUGUCAUUGGCAGAGAGUACCAUGGUCUCCAAGUCGCCGAAAUCCUGCAAUCUGCCAAGCGCGACCAGCUGAUUCAGGACCUAGCAGUCACCAUCUCUUCCCGCGGCGUGGUAUUCCUACGUGACCAGGAUGUGACACCUCAGCAGAUGCGGGAGUUCAUGGAGGACUUGACCCGGUUAGCAGGCUGCCCGGAAUCAUCAGGACUCCAUGUCCAUCCCCUGACAGAAGAAGGGAGCGAGCUGGGCGACCAGAUCAGUGUCAUUAGCAGCGAGAAGCAAAAGAAGGGCGGUGGUCUCACACACCAGCUCAGCGACGUGAGUAGAUUCGCGUCCGCAGGCUGGCACACGGACAUCAGCUUCGAGCGCGUCCCAUCCGACUAUGCUAUGCUCAAGAUCCACACUCUCCCUGAAACGGGAGGAGACACGCUAUGGGCGUCCGGCUACGAGAUCUACGACCGUCUAUCGCCUGAGAUGGCGUCGUUCUUAGAGCGCUUGACGGCGACCCACGAUGCCUCAUUCUUCCACGACGAAGCGCGACGACUAGGAAAUCCGCUGCGAAAAGAAACCCGGGGUUCACCGCUGAAUCAUGGAGAUGAGCUCACAUCCAUCCAUCCGGUCAUCCGGACAAACCCCGUCACCGGGUGGAAAUCGGUAUACGUGAACAAGGGCUUUACCAAGCGCAUCAACGGAGUAACCAAAGACGAGUCAGAUGUGCUUCUACAGUACCUCUUCAAUCUUCUCACGCAAAACCACGACGCUCAAAUCCGCUUCAAAUGGAGGAAGAACGAUCUGGCCAUUUGGGACAACCGGUCGACCUGGCACUGUGCGACGUACGACUACGCAGAAACGCGCACAGGCGAUAGAGUGUGUAGUCUGGGAGAAGCACCAUAUCUGGACCCUGGAUCCCAGUCGCGAAGACAGGCUUUAAGGAACAGGCAGUGA
Molecule: messenger RNA, 1068 nt
Organism: Aspergillus puulaauensis
Lineage: Eukaryota; Fungi; Ascomycota; Eurotiomycetes; Eurotiales; Aspergillaceae
Product: TauD/TfdA dioxygenase family protein
Exons: 5
Coding region: 1-1068 (355 amino acids)
Cellular component (GO): cytoplasm
Molecular function (GO): 2-oxoglutarate-dependent dioxygenase activity
Source: RefSeq, a predicted model, not a curated record